CAAAGGAGGUGCGGUACCGAAAGCUCAUGGCGGCGCUGAUAUUAGGGUUCGGCCGGGUUAUCCGGUCCCCAGGUGGCCAACUUUGGCGUCUCCUUCCUAGCGGAAUCGAGCGUUGGGUGCUGGCGCAGAGGACUGCGAGAGUCUUGUUGACGCAGUGCUGCGCGCGGCAUGAGGCGCUGCGGCUGGCCUCCAAGCUCCCCGGCAGUUGCCUGAGAAGCCGGCCCUUAAGUACCGCGGUGCCGCCGCCCCCGGGGUCGUCAGGUCCCGAGUCGAAGGGCARCAGAGACCCCACGCGCCCCUCCAAACCUGGGCCUGUUUCUUGGAAGUCUUUAGCAUUCACAUUUGCUAUUGGAGGAGCUUUAUUGGCUGGAAUGAAGUACUUCAAGAAAGAAAAGACAGAGAAGCUGGAGAAGGAAAGGCAGCGAAGCAUUGGAAAGCCUUUACUUGGGGGACCAUUUUCCCUCACAACUCAUGAAGGAGAACCCAAAACUGACAAGGAUUACCUGGGUCAAUGGGUAUUGAUUUAUUUUGGUUUCACUCAUUGCCCUGAUAUCUGUCCAGAAGAACUGGAAAAAAUGAUUCAUGUCGUGGAUGAAAUAGAUAGUAUUCCAUCUCUGCCAAAUUUAACUCCACUUUUCAUCACCAUUGACCCAGAGAGAGAUACAAAAGAAGCCAUUGCAAAUUAUGUGAAAGAAUUUUCUCCCAAACUUGUUGGUUUGACUGGCACAAAAGAAGAGAUUGAUCAAGUGGCCAGAGCAUAUAGAGUAUAUUAUAGUCCUGGCCCCAAAGAUGAAGAUGAAGACUACAUAGUGGAUCAUACGAUAAUAAUGUACUUGAUUGGACCAGAUGGUGGGUUUCUAGAUUAUUUUGGACAGAAUAAGAAGAAUGCAGAGAUAGCUGGCUCAAUUGCUGCACACAUGAGGGCACACAUGAAAAAGAGGUAGCCAGAGCAGCAUCGUGGAUGUUGUUCUCUUGCCAAAGAGGACGGAAGCUUUGUCUCCCAUAGGAGCCAAUGUACAUAAUAUGCAGCCUACACGAGAACAUCUAUGUGCUAUAUGAGAUGUUCCCCUUGGAUUCAGCCAAGAUUCUUGAACUGUGAGGAUCACAACCCACAGUUUCCCAUGUAGCCACCAUGCGUCCAGAGGACCAAGUUAAAAUGAAGGCAGUGGAGAGCAGAGCUCCCAGAAAGACACCUCAGGGAGAGGCACCGGCAUGCCCUUGAACAGGGCCCUUGGAGCAAUAUUGCCACUUCCCCUGUGUGUUGGACCCUUCCUUGCUCACACAGAUUGUGGGACUGAGUUUUACAGAAAGAAGUGUAAUUCCAUAGUGCUCUCGCUGUUUUUGCCUUGAAYUCCUGAUAGCUGGUAACAGUUGUGUUCAGCACUCGCCAUUCAGGGCUAAAUUUUAUACUUGAAAGCAAAAGCUUAGUCUUCCUUGUUAACGAACAUCACGGUCAGUCUUGCCUUCACUUCUCUGGCAGCAGAUGCUGAUUUGACUAAUGAAGACGAAUAAUCUGUCAUUUGGACUAAACUGUUAGUUCAUUUCCUCUAGGGGUCUUUUUUAUGAUUUUUUUUUUUUAAGCUAAAUGAUUUGCCAGGUUUUCAGUGAUAUGCCAAAUGAAAAUCAGRGGACAUAGAUACUAGGGGUGACGCAGACUAUGUGUGUGUUCCACAUUGCACUGWGUUUAAAAU
Urocitellus parryii (Arctic ground squirrel) is the source of this 1691-nucleotide messenger RNA. RefSeq names its product synthesis of cytochrome C oxidase 1 (gene Sco1). The record is from RefSeq and is a predicted model, not a curated record. Gene Ontology annotation, biological process: mitochondrial respiratory chain complex IV assembly. Lineage: Eukaryota; Metazoa; Chordata; Mammalia; Rodentia; Sciuridae.